This is a messenger RNA of Drosophila obscura, 5951 nucleotides long. RefSeq lists its product as uncharacterized. Lineage: Eukaryota; Metazoa; Arthropoda; Insecta; Diptera; Drosophilidae. Gene Ontology annotation, cellular component: cytoskeleton. The record is from RefSeq and is a predicted model, not a curated record. Gene Ontology annotation, molecular function: protein binding. Gene Ontology annotation, biological process: signal transduction. The coding region runs from base 507 to 5345 and encodes 1612 amino acids. The transcript is spliced from 10 exons.
UCCAGCCGGUUGCGGUUCGUGGACUCCACGAAUCAACGGGGCUUUUUAGUCGUACCGACCAAGUAAUCCAACGCACUCCACUCACUCGUCGUCGCGUCUCACGAACAGCUGCUAAAACGGACGGCUGUGCGCGCGCUUUGGCUUUCGUUUCGGUCCUCUGUGUGUUUUUGCGUGUCUUUGCGUGUCGGUAGAAAAAAACGAAAACGAAAAGCAAAGCGAAGUGUGUUUGAAAUAAACGCCGCGACGCGACGUGUGUUGGCCUGUGUUUGCAAAUACAAAAGUAAAAACAUCAAAAAGUGUCGUCGCAGCAGAGGCGGAAACAACGGCGGCAGCGGCAGCAACAAAAGCAACAACGACAACAACAAGAGUGCAUUGAUUGCAUUUCUGCCCGCCCCAACGCCAGCCCACUGCACAAACGUCAUCCACGCCUAAUUGUUGUUGCGCUCGCCGCGGCGGCGGCGUCUUCUUGAAGGUGGAACCGACUGUGAGAGAGCGAAUGUGUUUCAAUGAUGUUACUGCCUUCGGGGCGUUCGAAUAGUGAUGUCUAUCCGCUACAAAGUGCCAACAGCAGCACAACAGCAGCCUCAGCCUCAGCCGGAGCAAAGCCCUUGCUACUGACACGAACAUCAUCGCCACAAUUGACAGCGUUGCCCACAACAAAUGGCACCAACGCCCACACGACACUUACUCGCCCACUGAAUGGUGUAGCAGGAGCAGGAGCAGGAGCCGUCGCCGGAAGUCCGUCACAGUCGCAGUCACAGUCCGGAAUACAGCCGAUAACAACAGGAGGAGGAGCGGUAGCAGCAACAGGAGCAGCAACAACGGCAGGAGCAACGGAGGCGACAACAACGGAGCCUGUCAGCUGUGGAAUUGGGGUCGGCGCUGGCCCUGCCACUGCCACUGGCACUGGCACUGGCAUCUAUGGGCCACUUUUGGGUCAAAGCCAUCUACAUGGACAUGGAAGUAACGCUGUUGGCGUUGCCGGAAAUUGGUCCGAAAUUGAUGGACACUUGGAGACAAUACAGGAGAAGCUAAAGCUUGGCUGGACCGUGCAUUCGGGCAAGGAGGGAAGACUCUAUUAUUGCAAUCACUUGGCACAAACAUCGGGCUGGCUGCCCGCCUGCGAGGAUUGGAGCAAGCAUGAGGAGCUCUCCUAUGGCUGGGAGCGUGCCAUAGACUCCAAGGGUCGUUCCUACUACAUCAACCAUUUAAACAAGACGACCACGUAUGAGGCGCCCGAAUGCAUACGCUGGGACGAGCAUCCGCCGGAGCCGCGACUCGUCCACCUGCAGCGGAAUGCCAGCCUGGGCUUUGGCUUUGUGGCGGGCAGCGAGCGGCCCGUUAUCGUGAGAUUCGUGACAGAGGGCGGUCCCAGCAUUGGCAAGCUGCAGCCUGGCGAUCAGAUACUCUCGGUGAACGGGGAGGAUGUCAAGGACGCGCCACGGGAUCAUGUCAUCCAGCUGGUGCGUGCCUGCGAGUCGCAGGUCAGUCUGCUGGUCUGCCAGCCCAUGGCGCACUGCAUCCUGCCGGGCCGCAAGUCCACGCUGCUGUCGGCGGGCAAGCGGGCCAAGCUGCGAUCGCGUCCCAGUCGCGUCCGAUUCGCCGAGAGUGUGUGCGUCAAUGGGGCGCCACUGUUUCCGCCGUCGGCUUUCUCGCUGGGCGAUAUAUGCGUGCCGCCGAUGGCCAAUGUGCUGAAGGUGUUCCUCGAGAAUGGACAGACCAAGUCCUUCAAAUACGAUGCCACCACCACGGUGCAGGAUGUGGUUAGCUCGCUGCUGGACAAGCUCUGUCUGUGCUGCGGUGAGCUCUUCAGUCUGGUCCUGGAGCAUGUGAAGAGCCUCAAGAGGAACAAGCUCACCCUCUUGGAUCCCCAAGAGUCCUUGGCCAGGAUUGCUGCUCGCCCGGGUGCCCACAAGCUGCGCUGCCUGUUUCGCAUCACCUUCGUGCCCAUCUCGGCCGCCGAGCUGGCCCAGCGGGAUCUCCAGGCCCUGGACUAUCUGUAUAUGCAGUGCUGCAACGAUGUCAACCAGGAGCGCUUCGCACCCGAGCUGCAGCCGGAGCUGGCACUCCGCUUGGCCGCCCUACACAUGCACCAGCACGCCCUGGCCAAUAAUUUCUCACCCGCCAAGCUGACCGUCAAGCUGGUCGAACGCGAGUUUGGACUGGAACGCUUUGUGCCAGUCAGCCUGUUCGAGGGCAUGAAGCGGAAGGAGCUGCGACGCCUGAUCUCCCACUUCUUGAAGCUCAAUGCGGAGAUGACGGGAUCGUCCAGCAAGGUCCUAACACAGCUGCAGGCCAAACUCCAUUAUCUAGAUAUAAUCGCUAGUUUACCAAGUUAUGGAGCCAAAUGCUUCAGCACAAACCAAAGAGAAGGCGUCGAGCGUGUCCUGUUGGUGAGUCCGCGCUUUGGCCUCAGUCAGAUAUCGAGUGCCCGCAAUUCGGUGCAGCCACAGCCGAUUUCGGCCAUCGAGGAAUUUACCCACGUGGUGGUGAAUCGCGAGGACGAUGUGACCUGCAGUGUGUCCAUCUUUAUGCUGGGCGAUCGAGCAGUGAAGUUCAUCAUGGAGGAUCGGGAUGCGUGCGAGUUUAGCCUGGUGCUGGGCGGCUACUAUCGCCUGCUGACGGGCAACAUGCUGAAUCUGCUGAAGGAACGAGACCCCUCGGACGAGGAUAAUGCACCUGGCUUCUUGUCCCAGCACACGGUGCUGCCCGCCGGUUGGAGCUACCUGCUGCCCUACCACACGCGAGCGCACAGCGUCAACUUCCUGAUGACGCCGCCCUACCAUCCCGUGACGCAGCUACACCCACAAGUGGGUGGUGCAGGCCCCCCGCAGGCUCCGUCGCUGCCCUAUGUGAUGGACCUGGAUCUGCACAGUGUUAUGGCCACGGAGCUGCUGGAGGAGGCGGCCAAGGACUCGGGGCUGAGCGACAGCAGCGGCAGCAACUACUGCGAGGGCCGCGUCCAGUCCUCCCAUCAGAUGGCCAGCGUGGAGGCCAAGAACGAGCAGGUGCUGCGCCGUGUCCAGGAGCUGCAGCAUCUCGUCCAGACCUCCGAGCAGUAUCUGAGCGAACAGGAGCAGGGACUCGGCGGCGUCGGCCAGACCAUGGCCGUCCUGGAGUUCGAUUCGGACUGCGACAGCCUCAACAGCAGCAAAGUCUCCUCCACGGAGGAAACUUCGAAUGUCCUGAGUCUGGGCGUUUCUCUGGCCCAGCACAUCUCGAAUCCCCUCAAGCACAGCGACUCGCUGACGCUGCUGGCGGAGACCAUCAGCCACGAUCUGAGCGGCAUCACGCAGGGCCUCAAUGCCAUACCGGAGACGGCGCCAGUGUCCUCCUCGGCACCGGCCACCCCGGCCACGCCCAAACGGAAGCCGAGCCUCUGCAGCACCUCCAGUCCGCGGCCACAGCGGAAGAUGAACGGCUUCAGCCAGCUGCUGAGCGAUCUGCAGGCCCUGGGCACGGACUUUUCGCAGAGCGAAAGCGACUCGGAGUCGGUGGCCUCGCCCGCCCAAUCGCCCACGGCACGGAGGCCACAAAUAAUGCUGCUCCAGGCGGCAGGAGGCUCCGCUGUGCCGGCAUUGGUGGCACCGCCCAAACAGCCGCUCUCGCAGCGCAGCAGCUUCGGGCUGCACAGCCCCGACGGCAGUCACUUCGGGGCCGAAACGAAGGACUACAAUCUGCGGGAGUAUCUGCAGCAGCUGAAGGAGAUCAGCAAUGCCUCGUCGGCGGACACCGAUGUGGCGGCGCGCCAGCUGUCGGAGAUCUACGGCUUCGAGGUGCGCGAGGACACCUUCAUUGAGACGGACACGGAUCUGAUCGAUUUGCGUGCCAUACCGCCGCCCCAGACGCCCGACGAGCUGGAUUCGCUGUCUCUGAUGAAUGCAGCGCCGCCCAAGGGCUUCGAGGGGCGCGCCGAGGAGUUGGACAGCUUCCUGCAGCAGAUAAUGGUGGCACCGCCCACACAGAAAGCAACGCCCGCCAAAGAACUCACCCCGGAGGAGAUUAUGUCCUUUAUUAUCCCACCGCCACCCAAUCUGGAGCAGCAUCAGCAGCCUCCACAGCAGGUGGCACCGGCACCCAUGGAGACGGAAUCCCUGUACAGCAAUUCGGUGCAGGCCAAACGGGAGUUCUUCCAGUCCGUGGCCAAUGGGAACAAUAACAUCAGCAGCAUCAGCAGCAGCAGCAAGGAGCAGUCACCGCAUGUCAUCGAGUACGCCACCGUGGAGCGGAAGAGCAAAUUUAGCUGCUGUCCCACCACCAAAAAGGAGGAGGCACCCACUCCGACAGCAGCAGCAGCAGCAGCUGCAGCACCGCCCGAGGUGCAGCCACCACCCAGGACACCCACCGCUGAGCAGCUGUCGCCGCCGCCCGCAAGACCACCCAAAAGCGCAGAGCUGCUGCAGCGCUACUCGCCCAAAAAGCAGGUGAGGAUUAUGGCCACACACCAGCAGCAGCAGCAACAGCAACAGCAACAGCAGCAGCAGCAGCAGAGGGACAACAGCAGGGGACCGCCACAACUGCCACCUAGAGGCAGUCCCACCUUCGAUACGCAGCAGGCAACAGCCACAGCGGCUGCCAUGAUGUCGGUGAGUGGUCCGAAGAAACCCCCACUGCCGCCCAUUGCCAGUCGCCCGCGUCCAACGAAUGGCAUGUCUCCAGCACCACCUAGUCCUGCACUACCACCCGCCCACUACUCACCGCCCAUACCGGCCACGACACGCCUACCCAAUGCUCAUUCCAAUGGCCAUCAGCAACAGCAGCAGCAGCAACAGAUGCAGCAGCAGCAGGUUCCUCUCGUACCAAAGAAGCCCCAGCAGCUGCACGGAGAGAAGCUCUUCCUGAAGAAUGGCCACCUGAUCGAUGGCGAGGCGCUGCUGGGCAAAACGGAUGUGGCCAUGGCCGGACUGCUCAUCCGACUCGAUCAGGUGGCCGCCCAGUGUUCGGUCGCACAGUCGGCGGGCGGUGGCACCAGCAUUGAUGAGGAGAAGUUCCAGCGGGCACGCAACGAGCUGACGGAGCAGACACUGGCCCUGGUGACGGCCAGCAAAUUCCUGGUGGCCUCCAUGUCGGACAUGACGCUGAUUACGCUGCCCGAGCAUUUGACCUCCUGCCUGACGGCCAUACGACGGAUCACGGAGCUGGCACAGGACAUGACGCGGCACACAUCGGCACCGCUGCAGACGCGAAAUAUCGUGCUGAAGGUGCACGAUGUGGCGAGCAGUUUCCGGGAGCUGGUGGGUGUGCAGAUGGGUGCGAUUGGCGCCGGACAGUUGGCGCUGCAGGCCGAGUGCCUGGCCAAUGUUCUGGCCACUCUGCUGCGAUCGUUGCGGGUGUUCUCCCCAUAGCCCAGCGGAAGUACAGGCGCCGGAUCCAGUCCCAACCCUGACAUAUCGCACGCUCGUCUAUCGACGCAACUCUCUCUAUGUAAAUCCCUAAACACAACCUACAUCUAGGAUGGCAGCUGCAGCCCCACAACUACUACUUUAUAUGUGUAUCCCCCCAAUAUAAUACGUACGAUAUAUAUCAUCUCUCUCGAAACUAUUUUACAGGUAAAGAGCAACGUCAGAGAGUCGGCGGUCUGAUGGCUCUUUAGGCUUAAUAUCAGCACUGGAACAUGGAAGCUCAAACGAUGCGGAUCGUCUGUCUGUGUGUGUGUGGUAUGAUGGAAUAUGGCUAUAGAAGUGGCAUGUGGCUUUGUUUUGUAAUUUUAGCAAUAUAUUAUGACAUCUGGGAUUAUGUGAAGGUAUCUCGCUGCAGUUCAAAACUCUUCAAUCAUUCAAGCAUCUUAGUGAAGUUUCCCCAAAGCAUUUAUUGUUUAUUUAGUUAUCUAUUUUUGUGUGCAAUCUGUGGAGCAAUUUCUUUGUAAUUCAUUCAGUUUUUGUGUGUUUUUAGAUGUUUUUAAAUUCAAAGUUUUAUAUUUUUAGAAUUCAAAUAAAUGGGAAUAUCUUUGA